AUGCGGGAGGUGGUGUUCGGAUUCGGACCUCAUCAGAACUAUAGCGCUGGCACCAGCGGGCGCAAGAAGAGACGAGCAGUGGCAGCCGGCGCUGGCGCUGCUCAGCGAGAUAUGGGAGGCGGCUCUGGAGCCCACCCAAUGCCAUCAUCAGUGGCAGCGGUGGGAUCAGCCCGGCGAGAAGGGCAGUCCAUGGCAACAGGCUCUGUUGAUGCUCAACGAGACGCGAGAGGUGAAGUCGGAGCCCGACCUCAUCACUACAGCGCUGGGACCAGCGCGUGCGCGAAGGGCGAGCAGUGGCAGUGGGCCCUGGCGCUGCCGAGCAAGAUGUGGGAGGCGAAGCUGAGGCCCAACGCCAUCGGCUACAGCACUGGGAUCAGCGCGCGCGAGAAGGGCGAGCAGUGGCAGCGGGCCCUGGCUCUGCUAAGCUAG
Messenger RNA from Prorocentrum cordatum, 429 nucleotides. Lineage: Eukaryota; Dinophyceae; Prorocentrales; Prorocentraceae. The record is from the annotation of a GenBank genome assembly.